Molecule: messenger RNA, 10551 nt
Organism: Cololabis saira (Pacific saury)
Lineage: Eukaryota; Metazoa; Chordata; Actinopteri; Beloniformes; Belonidae
Product: collagen alpha-1(XII) chain-like
Exons: 66
Coding region: 275-9487 (3070 amino acids)
Molecular function (GO): protein binding
Source: RefSeq, a predicted model, not a curated record
UGAAGUGAGAGGCUGGAACUGCCCCCCCUGAUAAGUAGCCGGUGCUGGAAAGACUCUUCCCACUUGGAAAGAAGUUUUUCCUCCUUUGGACAUCUGUUGGCGGAGCCUGCAGCCCGACAGAGGAGAGACGGGUCCCAGCAGCAACUCCUGACAUUUCUCUUACUUUCCAGAGGAGGAGGCUUCAAGCAGGCUGCUCUGAAGCUGGGUCCAUUCACACAGCUGGGGGACAAUUUAAUAGACUGAUUGAUGCGCUGCUGACCCUUCAGGGUGAAACAUGAAGAUAAGGCUGUCACUGGCAGCGGCUGCCUUCCUUGCAGCCCUGAUAUCCUGCAUAGAUGCUCAAGUGGAACCACCCUCAGACUUGAAAUUUAAAAUUGUAAAUGAGAACACAGUGGAAAUGUCAUGGAUAAGGCCAUCGUCAACGAUACAGGGCUUCAGAAUACUCGUAACGUCAGAUACAGAUGAACCAACCAGAGAGUUAAACCUGGGUGCGACCGUAACUUCAACAGCAAUCUCUAAUCUGACACCUGACUUGGAUUAUUCAGUGUCAAUUAAUUCCUAUUAUGGUUCAGAGGAGAGUCUCCCCAUCUUCGGACAGCUUACCAUCCAGUCCAGUAACACCAGUGGACGAGUCAGGAGGCCACCGUCAGAUGCAAUCAAGUGUUCCGUUAGUGCGGUCGCAGAUUUGGCUUUUCUGGUGGACGGCUCGUGGAGCGUGGGCAGAGAAAACUUCCAGUACAUCCGUAGUUUCAUUGCCGCCAUGGCAGGUGCCUUCGAUAUCGGUGCGGACAAGACCCGCGUGGCCGUGGUUCAGUACAGCACAGACACCCGCACAGAGUUCCCCCUCACCACCUACGCCCGGAGAGGAGACCUGCUCCAAGCCAUCAACUCACUGCCAUACAAAGGAGGAAAUACAAUGACAGGCGAUGCCAUCGAUUUCCUGAUAAAAAACAUCUUCACUGAGUCCGCUGGAUCAAGGAAAGGUUUUCCAAAGGUAGCCAUGAUCAUCACUGAUGGAAAAUCCCAGGACCCAGUGGAGGAGCAUGCUAAAAGACUUAGGAACAUUGGAGUGGAAAUAUUUGUCCUAGGUAUCAAAGGAGCAGAUGAGGAUGAGCUCAGGGAAAUUGCCUCCACACCUCACAGCAAACAUGUGUACAACGUGCCCAACUUUGACCUGAUCCAAGAGGUACAGAAGAAGAUCAUCACAGAAGUCUGCUCCGGUGUUGACGAGCAGCUCUAUUCCCUGGCCAGCGGGGAAGAAAUGGUGGAACCUCCCAAUAACCUGCAGGUCACAGAAAUUGCGUCCAAGUCGAUGAGAGUGACAUGGGAUCCAUCUUUGGGGGAUAUCACCGGCUACAAGCUCACUCUUAUUCCCAUGAUACCCGGAAUGAAGCGGCAAGAACUGUACAUAAGCGCCACCCAGACAUCUAUCAAUGUGCGCGACCUUUCUCCGGAAACAGAGUAUGAGAUCAGCUUGUACGCCCUCAAGGGUUUGUCUCCAAGUGAACCCGCCAUGGAUCUGGCAAAGACCCAGCCAGUCAAGGUGUCAACAGAGUGCUCUCUGGGAGUGGAUGUGCAGGCUGACGUGGUGCUGCUGGUCGACGGCUCAUACAGUAUUGGAUUACAAAACUUUGCCAAGGUCCGUGCCUUCCUGGAGGUUCUGGUCAAUUCCUUUGAGAUCGGAUCCAAAAACAUCCAGAUCAGCUUGGUCCAGUACAGCCGCGACCCGCACACUGAGUUUGCCCUCAACACCCACCACGACAUUAAGACCGUGGUCAAAGCCGUGCGCACCUUCCCCUACCGCGGCGGUUCCACCAACACCGGGAGGGCCAUGACCUACGUCCGGGAGAAGAUCUUCCUUCCGGCUCGGGGAGCGAGAGAUAACGUGCCCCGAGUCAUGGUCCUGAUCACAGACGGGAAGUCAUCGGACUCCUUUAAGGAUGCCGCCACCAAAUUGAGGAAUAUUGACGUGGAGAUCUUUGCCGUCGGUGUGAAGGAUGCGGUGAGGGGGGAGCUGGAGGCCAUCGCUAACGAACCAGCGGACACCCAUGUCUACGAGGUGGAGGACUUCGACGCCUUUCAGAGGAUUUCCAAAGAGCUGACCCAGUCCAUCUGUCUGAGGAUUGAACAGGAGCUGCUCAAAAUCAAAAAGAGAAAUCUGCUUCCACCCCAAGACCUACGGUUCUCAGAGAUCACCUCCCGCAGCUUCCGCGCCACCUGGACGGCGCCUGCGGCUGCAGUCCUGUCUUACCUGGUGCGUUUCCGCAAGGCCGGGGACGUCAGUGCCGACUACAUCUCCCUGGCGGUGGCUGGUGACACCACCACAGCCGUCCUUCCCAAUCUAACUCCCCUCACUGCCUACGAAGUAAACGUCUUCGCUCAGUAUGAAAAAGGAGACAGUUUUCCUUUAACCGGCGAAGAGACGACUUUACAAGAGCAAGGGACAGUACGCAAUCUACGAGUCACAGAGGAGACGACAAACAGUUUUAGGGUGUCGUGGCUAGCUGCUCCAGGUCCGGUGAUCAGGUACCGCCUGUCCUAUGUUCCACUAAGCGGCACGGGGGAAAUAAUUGAGGCUCAGACCAUUGGACCAGAGACGACUAUAGUCCUCCAGGAGCUGUUCCCCGUCACUACCUACCGUGUGUCUGUGUCUGCUGAGUAUUCGUCCGGCAUUGGGAGUGAAAAGCAGGUGGAUGGAACCACCAAAGAAGUCCGUGGCUCUCCUCGUGACCUCCGCGUCUUUGACGAGACCCUAUCUACAAUGAAACUGGCAUGGAAGGCCGCUCCGGGGAAAGUCGUCCAGUACCGCAUUGCAUUUAAACCUGCUGACGGAGGAGAGAGGAAGGAGAUAGCUGUCAAGGGAGAUACCACCCAGGCUGUGCUGAAGAACCUCCGACCAGCCACUGAAUAUGAGCUCUUUGUUAGUGCACGCUAUUCCUCUGGGCUUGGAGAUCCUCUCCUGGGUACAGGAACCACAUUAGAAGAGCUUGGCUCACCCAGGGACCUGGUGACCAGAGACGUCACGGACACCAGUUUUGUUGUACUUUGGGCUGCGGCUCCGGGUAACGUUCGCCAGUACCGGAUCAGGUGGAAGUCUCUAUUUACUGAUGAGUCUGGCGAGAAGACAAUACCAGGAGAAACCACCACCACAGUUCUGGAGAGGCUCACCCCAGAGACACGCUAUCAGGUGUCGGUGUUUGCCGUCUACGGGCGCGGAGAGGGCCAGCCCUUGGUUGGAGAGGAAACUACAGACAUCUCGGCAGCUGGUAGAGUAAUUGUUGUCUCGGACGAGACGGAGAGGAGCAUGAAGGUGACAUGGCAACCGGCGCCUGGAAACGUACUCAACUACCGCGUCACCUACAAGCCGCAAGCGGGAGGCCGCCAGCUCGCUGCUAAAGUACCCGGUGGCAACACCUCCACCGUCCUGAGGCGCCUCACUGCCCUCACCACCUACGACAUCACGGUUCUGCCGGUCUACCGGUCUGGAGAGGGCAAAGCAAGGCAAGGAGAAGGAACGACACUGUCACCGUACAAAGGUCCGAGGAAUCUGCACACUUCAGAGCCCACCAGGACUAGUUUCAGGGUAACCUGGGACCAUGCUCCUGGUGCCGUGAAGGGCUACAAAGUCACCUUCCAUCCUGUUCAGGAUAAUAUCGACCAGAGAGAACUUGAGGUCGGUCCCUAUGACAACACUGUGGUUCUGGAAGAGCUCAGAGCUGAUACCAAAUACACAGUCAAUGUGAUUAGCAUGUUUGAAGGAGGGGAGAGCAUGCCACUGGCUGGAGAGGAGAACACCACUUACAUGGACGAUCCUGAACCUCCCACUUUUGAGCCAUCAAACGCCAUGUGUCGGACCAACGCCCAGGCCGACAUCGUGCUGCUGGUGGACGGCUCCUGGAGCAUCGGACGUCUCAACUUCAAGACUAUCCGAGCCUUCAUCGCUCGUGCGGUGGGAGUCUUUGAGAUUGGUCCUGAACGCGUCCAAAUUGCGCUUGCUCAGUACAGCGGAGACCCAAAGACUGAAUGGCACUUGAACGCUCAUAGGACCAAGGAGUCCCUGAUGCAGGCUGUGACUAACCUGCCCUACAAAGGUGGAAACACCAUGACAGGAUUGGCUUUGAACUUCAUCCUCCAGAAUAAUUUCAAAGAGAGUUUUGGGAUGCGACCCAAGGCUCGCAAAAUAGGUGUCUUGAUCACUGAUGGCAAAUCGCAGGAUGACAUCAUUCUCAGCUCUCAGAAACUACGUGACGAGGGCAUCGAGCUCUAUGCCAUUGGUGUGAAGAAUGCAGAUGAGAACGAGCUGAGGUCCAUCGCCACCGACCCGGAUGAGAUCCACAUGUACAACGUGGCUGAUUUCUCCUUCCUGCUGGACAUUGUGGACAGUCUUACUGACAACCUUUGCAACAGCGUGAAGGGACCAGGAGGUGCUCCAGAUUCAGCCACUAAUCUGGUGACAUCCGAGGUGACUUACCAGUCCUUCAGAGCCACCUGGACGGCUCCCGAAGGCACCGUGGAAAGGUACCGCGUGGAGUACAUGGUUCCGUCCGGAAGCCCACAACAGGUGUUCGUGGACGGCAGUCUGACCACCGUGGUUCUCCAGGGGCUCAACCCGCUGACAAAGUACCUGGUCAACGUGUACUCUGUGGUGGGAGAGGACAGCAGCGAGCCUCUUAGAGGAUCCGAGACCACCCUUCCCCUGAGCGCUGUGAGGAGAAUGACCAUUUACGAAGAGUCGGUGACGACCAUGCGAGUGAGGUGGGAGGAGGCGGAGGGAGCCACCGGGUACAUGCUGCUCUACAGCGCCAUCAACGCCACCCAGCCCAGUACCGAACAGGAGAUCCGAGUGGGAGCAGUGACAACUGAUGUCCAGCUGGUGAAGUUACUCCCCAACACAGCUUACACGCUCUCCCUCUUCGCCCUCCACGGAGAAUCCGCCAGUGAACCUCUUACAAAGCAGGGAGUCACCCUUCCCAUGCCGCCUGCAGGGGAACUGAGGGUUCGUGACGUUACCCACAGCACCAUGGUGCUGAACUGGGACGCUGCUCCUGGUGCCGUUAGAAAGUAUAUCCUCACCUACAAGCCUGAGGGGGGAGACUCUAAAGAACUGGAAGUGGAUGGACGUACUACCACAAGAAAACUGGACAACCUGAUCUCGCAGACAGAGUACGAUUUGGCUGUGACUCCAGUUUAUGACGAGGGACCCGGUCAGACAAUGUUAGGAACCGCCAUCACAGAUGUGGUUCCAGCACCAAAGAACCUGCGAUUCUCUGAAGUUACCCAGACCAGCUUCAGGGCCACAUGGGAGCACGGAGCCCCCGAUGUUGCUCUCUACCGUAUUGGAUGGACUAAGAAGGGGGAUACCAACUUCCAAUAUGCCAUUCUGAACAAUGACGAGAUAAGUCACGUCCUGGAGAACUUGGAGCCAGACACUCCCUAUGACGUGUCUGUCACUGCCAUCUAUCCCGAUGAAUCCGAGAGCGAGGACCUGCUGGGCACUGAGAGAACAUUGGCCAAGCAGGAUGGUAGACCAACACCUAAUGCACCUCCCACCAACUUAGUUGUGUUCAAUGAGACCAUCACUACUCUGAACGCCAGGUGGACUCCACCUCCGGGCCGCGUGACGAACUACAAGAUCACUUACGUCCCCACAGCUGGAGGCGCUACUCAGACGACCCAGGUUGGAGGAAAGAAGAACACAGUCCUGCUCCCCAAGCUGACCCCUGACACCGAAUACUCCAUCAGCGUGGUGGCAGUUUACGCCAGGGGAAGCAGCAGGGAGCUGAACGGCCUCGGAAAGACCAAGAAUUUGGGUGGUGUUAGGAACCUCCGCGUAAUCGACCCCACCACCAGCACUCUGAAUGUCCAGUGGGAGCCUGCUGAUGGGAACGUGCGCCAGUAUAGGAUCUUCUACGUCCCUGCAGCUGGAGGAAAUGAAGAUAUGGUGCAGGUCUCAGGAAGCACCUUCAACACCGUGCUGAAGAACCUGGACUCCGAUACCGUCUACACUGUGACUGUGGUUCCCGUUUACGCCGCCGGGGAGGGACAGCGCAUGUCUGAGAACGGCAAAACACUGGAGCGCAGCCCCGUCAGAAACAUCCAGGUCUACAACCCCACGACAAACACGUUGAAUGUUCGCUGGGAAGCAGCCACAGGCCCGGUGGAGCAGUACCGGGUCGUCUACUCUCCUCUGACUGGAAACCGGGCUUCUGAGUCGGUUUUGGUACCAGGGAGCACCACGACAGCUCUGCUGACUCAGCUGUUGCCAAACACUGACUACAAUGUGGGAGUCGUUGCCCUGUACAGCGACGGCGAAGGUCCCGCCGUCAGCGAUGACGGAAAGACAUUGCCCCGCAGCGGCCCCAGGAACAUGCGCGUGUACGACCCGACCACCAGCACUCUCUCUGUUAGCUGGGAACAUGCACAAGGUCCCGUCAUGCAAUACCGCAUCACCUAUGCCCAGAAGACGGGAGACCCCAUUGAAGAAAGCACAACAGUUCCUGGGAACAGAAACAGCGUGGUUCUGCCGAACUUGGAUCCAGACACACCUUAUAAUAUCAAAGUGACCGCCAUCUAUGCUGACGGGCCCGGAGGAGACCUGGACGGGGAUGGACGCACAGUGGGAAUGCUCGGCCCCAGGAACCUGCGAGUUUCUGAUGAGUGGUACACUCGCUUCAGGGUAAACUGGGACCCCGCCCCCUCCAGGGUUAAUGGAUACAAGCUGUUGUACCGGCCUGAGGGUUCUAAUGACUAUCAGGAGGUGGUAGUUGGAGAUGUGACCUCCCACCAGCUGCAUAACCUGAAACCUGGAACCACCUAUGACCUGCAGGUGCUGGCCCAGUACAACACAGGAGUCAGCGCUCCUCUGGACGGUCAAGGCACCACGUUGUACCUAAACGUGACGGACUUGACCUCCUACAAUGUGGGCUACGACUCAUACUGCAUCCGCUGGACCCCUCACAGAGCAGCCACCUCCUACAGACUCAAAACAUAUCCCUUUGACACCUCUAAAAGCGGAGCUCAGGAAAUCACGGUUAGGGCUUCAGAGAGUAACUAUUGUUUUGAAAACUUGAGCCCUGACACUCUUUACAACGCCACCGUGUACGUUCAAACCCCUAACCUGGAAGGACCUGGAGUCAGCAUCAAGGAGAGAACAUUGGUCAAGCCUACUGAGGUUCCCACUGAGCCUCCCACUCCUCCUCCUCCCGCAGUCGUCCCUCCUGCUCGAGAUGUGUGCAAGGGUGCAAAGGCAGACCUGGUCUUCCUCAUCGAUGGCUCCUGGAGUAUUGGAGAUGAGAGCUUUAACAAGGUCAUCCAGUUCGUUACAAGUAUGACCUCAGCAUUUGACGUCAUCAGCACCGGUGGCAUGCAGGUUUCAUUUGUUCAGUACAGUGAUGACGCCAAGACUGAGUUCAAACUCAACACCUACCACGACAAAGGCAUCGUGUUAUCAGCUUUGCAGACAGUCCGCUACAGAGGAGGCAACACCAAGACAGGCAUUGCUCUGAAACACAUCUAUGAAAAGGUACUGACCCCUGAAAGCGGCAUGCGGAGGAACGUCCCGAAGGUGCUGGUUGUUGUGACAGAUGGCCGCUCUCAGGAUGAAGUCAAGAAGAGCGCAGAAAAACUGCAGCACUCUGGCUACAGUGUGUUUGUGGUUGGAGUGGCUGAUGUGGACAUGAGAGAGCUGACUGUUAUCGGCAGCAAACCCAGUGAGAGACACGUGUUCGUCGUGGACGACUAUGACGCUUUUGAUAAAAUCCAGGACAACCUGAUCACCUUCAUCUGCGAAACCGCCACGUCCACUUGCCCUCUGAUCUACAUCAACGGAUUCACCACACCUGGCUUCAUGAUGCUGGACGCUUUCAACAUCACAGACCGAACGUUCGCCGGCAUGAAUGGUGUCUCCAUGGAGCCCGGAUCCUUCAACAGCUACAUUGCCUACAGGCUGCACAAAGAUUCCUUCCUGAACCAACCCACCAAGGAGAUCCAUCCAGAUGGUCUUCCCCCAUCGUACACCAUCAUCAUGCUCUUCCGCCUCCUGCCCGAUACCCCUUCUGAACCCUUUGAUAUCUGGCAGAUAUCUGACAAAGGCAACAACCCCGAGGUCGGGGUCACUAUCAAUCCUUCCAGCAAAACAGUCACGUUCUACAACAAGGACACCCGAGGAGAAAUCCAGAGAGCCGUGUUCAACGAGGAGCCCGUGAAGCGGGUUUUCCACGGUAGCUUCCACAAGAUCCACAUAACGGUGUCUCCAGAGCAAGUCAAGCUCAGCCUGGACUGCCAAGAGGUGGCAGAGAAGCCCAUCAAGGAGGCCAACAACAUCACGGUGGACGGCUACGAAGUGCUUGGCAAGAUGGUCAAGUCUGGGGGUGGACGGAGGCAGUCCGCUACAUUCCAGCUCCAGACGUUUGAUAUCGUGUGCAGCUUGAGCUGGAUCAGCCGAGACAAAUGCUGCGACCUGCCCGCCACAAGAGACGAGGCCAAGUGUCCAUCCCUUCCCCACUCCUGCACAUGCACACAAGAUAGCAUCGGGCCCCAGGGACCCUCCGGACCUCAGGGCAGCCCAGGAACCAAAGGACCCCGAGGUGACAGGGGAGACAAUGGCAAACCUGGUCCAAUGGGUCCACGUGGUGAUCAAGGAAUCCCAGGUGCUAUGGGACCACCAGGUCCUCAAGGCCCCAACGGACUGUCUCUGCCUGGAGAACCUGGUCGCCCAGGACCAAAGGGAGAUUCUGGAGACCCCGGCAGGACUGGUCUGCAAGGUUCUCCCGGGCCUCGCGGUCCUCUGGGUCCCGUUGGACCAAGCGGAGCACGGGGGCCACCUGGAAAGGAGGGAUCAUCUGGACCCAGAGGCCCACCAGGGCCCAUGGGAGGCCCUGGAAAUCCAGGUGUACCUGGAAUCACUGGAAAACCAGGGAAACCAGGAGACACAGGAAACCCAGGACCUGUUGGCCUUAAAGGAGAAAAGGGAGAGAAGGGAGAUUUUGCAUCCCAGAACAUGAUGCGCUCCAUCGCCAGACAAGUUUGUGAACAGCUUGUGAACGGCCAGAUGAGCAGGAUUGAUGCGAUGGUCAACCAGAUUCCUUCGGGAUAUCGUAGCAACAGUCCAGGGCCAGCCGGCCCCCCGGGCCCCCCUGGCACGCAGGGUUCCCGUGGAGAGCCUGGACAACCUGGCAGAUCUGGUUUCCCUGGAAACCCAGGUUUACCUGGAAAUAAUGGAGAAAGAGGUAUGGCAGGAGAGAAGGGAGAGAGAGGUUCUCCAGGACCUAGUACCAGAGGACAAAGAGGCCCCGACGGACCCCCAGGGGCCCCGGGAGAGUCAAGAACAGGUCCCCCAGGUCCUAGCGGUUCUGCUGGGCCUCGUGGUCCCCCAGGUCGUCAAGGUAUUCCAGGAGUGAGAGGACCACCAGGACCCCCUGGAUACUGCGACUCCUCUCAGUGUGUCGGCAUUCCUUACAACGGACAGGGAUACACAGGUUUUGCAUAGUAAGCUUUCUAAGUCAUCUGUGCUUACACUCUGAAGUCCUGCUUCUGAGAUGUUUGCCCACUUGCUUUGGGGCUUGUAAGGAUAAUCACCAUGGACAUAAUUAAUGAACAUUAAAACAAACUUUGCAAAAUCUAAAACAAACUGAACGGAGCGGACUGGCACUAACAUCAUCUCACAGCUGCAAGCUACAGCGAUGGCAACCUGCUGUCCUGUUUGCAUCUUGAACGACAGACCAUUGGGAAAUGAAAAACAUAAUAACAAAAGAACAGAGAAUCUGCAUCUCUACGAAGGACGCAGCAUGUAUAAAUCCCGACCAACACAUCUACUAACAAAGAGGAGAUCAUAAUAACAAUGUAGAGGUGAAAUGUGUAAAUAAAACUUUUUUUUUUGUGUUUUUGCAAAUGAAAAUGAUUGUAUUGACUUUGACAUUUCACUAAAAAUCAUGUUUUAACAUUUUCAUUGAGCUUGUGCCUCAUAACCCACUGCUUACUUACCACCAGCAUAACCUCUGUUUAUGAUGCGUAGGUGACUUAUACAGCUCUGGGAUCAUCUGACGCAUGUUUCAUUUUAAUGUCUUUUUUUUUUUUUUUCUAAUUGUCAUGGUCUUAUUUCUGACAUUGGCUAAAUCAGUGCUAAAUGUUGCUCUCCUGCCAUGUGUGUGUUUUAACUGUCCUAUCAGCUGGUCACAUUACUAUGGCUUCUUAUCACCUAUCUUUACUAGUUUAAUUGUAAAUGUUAUCAACACACUUGAAACUGUUUUUUUACUGAGGCUUUUUUGGGAGGGGGAUUUCAGGAGUUAAUAGCUUGACACAGGGCAUUUAUUUUUCAUAACAUCACUUUGUAUUGUCCUUUUCAAAUUGUGCAUGUGAAAAGUCGUGGAAGCAAUGUGUAUUUUUUUUUGAUUAGUGAAAUAUUUUUCUAGCCCCCCACUACCCGCCUGAACCCGAGAUAGUGUCGAUACCCGUGGAGUCAGCUGGAGAAAUUGAGGCAGAACAGUCACCUGGUUACAGGAGAAAUCAGCGAGGAAAGAGAUCACUACCACAAGACAAUACAGGAAGACUAGC